GAUCGGAGCCCGGCCGCGCCGCCGCCUCCUCCCGAUUUCCCGGCGGUUUAUACCCAAAACCCAAGACAGAACUUUUGAAAUUUUAAAAAAGAAAAGCUGUAAAGUUGCUGUGGGAAAAACAAGAUCCACCUCGAACCCCUCCUUCUGUCAAAGGGGCAAAAAAACUCUUCUCUGAGAAAGAUUUCAUCUUUUUCCCUUUUCUUGAUUCGGAAUCUUGGAAUUCCGGCGGGUUUCCGGUCGGAGAUUCUGCGGAAGAUAUGAGGGAAGAUGAGUCGAAUUGGUUUGCUAAAUGGGAAGACGAGCUUCCAUCUCCGGAUGAGCUCACCCCUUUAUCCCAAACCCUAAUUACUCCUGAUCUAGCCUUAGCUUUCGAUAUCCCCAAUCCCCAGUCUCAGAAUCUCCCUCCGGCGGCUCUAACGCCCUUGAUGGCGGACUCCUCCGCGGAAUUCGACUCGGCUGAUCUGGGCGGCGGCGGCGGAGGCAGCGGCGGCGGGGCUUCCGGUUCCGGCGGCGGGGGAGACGAGCCGGCCCGGACCCUGAAACGGCCGCGCCUCGUGUGGACCCCGCAGCUCCACAAGCGGUUCGUCGACGCCGUGGCCCACUUGGGGAUCAAGAAUGCUGUCCCGAAGACGAUAAUGCAGCUGAUGAGCGUCGACGGGUUGACCCGCGAGAACGUCGCCAGCCAUUUGCAGAAGUACCGGCUUUAUCUGAAGCGGAUGCAAGGUCUCUCCAAUGGAGGCGGCGGCGGGAAUUCCGCAUCUGGUGGGGUGGAUCCGGCGACGGACCACUUGUUCGCGAGCUCUCCGGUGCCGCCGCAUUUCCUGCACCCAGUGAGGUCGAAUUCCGACCACUUCUUGCCGUUUGUUCCGGUCACCACCGCUACAGGAAUGCAACACCCCGGCCACCAGAUGGCGGCGGCGGCGGUGGUCGGACACCACCCGCAGUUCCAGCCGCCGUAUCGGCAUUUCGGGUCGCCCCCGAACGGGCACUUUGAUCAUUCUUCAUUCUUGUCCCGACACUCACAGAGUCCGAUGCACAGGAUGGGAGGAGGAGGAGGAGCACCACCGUAUGUAGACGACGUCGAAUCCGCCACGUCAGCUAACCGGAGGAAAGUUCUUACUCUGUUUCCCACCGGCGGCGAUUGAUUUCAAAUGGGUAAAACUGUAAUUUGACCCCUCCUUUUUCUUGUCCAAAUCCAUUUGUCCCAUACACAGUUAAUUGCCAAAAUUCAUGUCUGCAAAUGGUGGAAUAACAUCUCUUCUUCUUCUCCCACAAUUGUCUCAAUCCUCUGCUCAAAGCCAUCCAUUGUUUCUUCUUCUUCUUCUUCUGUUGUUUUUCUUUGUAAGGUUACGCAGUUUAGAUGGAUUGCACAUAUUGUGGGGGUAAAAUUGUAAAUUCAAGAUGAGGAUGAGGUGCUUUAUCUGUUGGCUUCUAGUGGGAUUGGCCUUUUUUUUCAUUAUCCUCACAUGCAAAUAAUGUUGAUGUAAACAGUGCCCCCCACUGAUAAUGUUUCAAAGAAUCUAUGGUUCCUUUCUAGGGGUUGUUGUUUACUGUUCUGCUAGUCUAGGGGUGGGGUUGGGGGGUAUGGUGUCCUUGUAGAUAUUGAUUGUGAAGCAACAAUGCCCAAAUCUGGACCAUACAAAUGGGGUAGUGUUGAAGACAACCACUGCAGUGUGGAGAUCUAAGGGCAAAGCUGGGUUUUUCAUCCAGGUUCACUGCACAUAUAUAUCCCUGUCUGGGAAGUGAAAU
Messenger RNA from Cuscuta campestris, 1749 nucleotides. The record is from the annotation of a GenBank genome assembly. NCBI's taxonomy places the organism in Eukaryota, Viridiplantae, Streptophyta, Magnoliopsida, Solanales, Convolvulaceae.